AUGUCUGCCUCAUCCCUCUCCCAGAAAUCUCGCUUGGAUUUCCCGGACCGCCCGCAAUUCUCCGGGUUCAUGAAGCCAUGCGGAGUCGAAGGAGAAGUGUUCAACCUUGAGGUUCGCGGGGAGAUUCCGGCGGACAUUGACGGGACAUUUUAUCGCGUGAUGCCCGAUCCUCAGUUUCCCCCAUUCAUUGAAGAUGAUCCGGUAUCGCACGGCACCAGGAUAUACCCAUGGAUCAAGGGCCGGCGGGUCUCUUUCAAGCAGCGAUACGUGCGAACCGAGAAGUUCAAUCGUGAACGAGAGGCACAACGGGCCCUUCUUGGCAAAUAUCGCAACAAGUUUACCGACGCCGUUGAAUUCAAUACCCGCACCACGGCCAACACGAACGUCGUUCAUUUCAACGGAAAACUGCUCGCGCUCAAGGAAGAUGCCCCACCAUAUGCCCUGGACCCCGAAACCUUGGAGACGCAUGGUUUGUACACAUUCGAUGGCCAACUGCCCAGCUUGACCUUCACCGCCCACCCAAAAUUCUGUCCAAAGACGGGGGAGAUGCUUUGCUUUGGGUACGAAGCCAAGGGCGACGGUACUCCGGAUAUCUGUUAUUAUCGUGUGGCCCCAGACGGCAAGUUUCUCGAGGUGGUAUGGUUGCGCUCCCCCAUUGUAGCCAUGAUUCAUGACUUUGCAGUCACAGAAAAUUGGGUUAUUUUCCCUAUCAUCCCGCUGCUUUGCGACGUCGAGCGUAUGAAACAGGGUGGCGAGCACUGGCAAUGGAGCCCCGAGACUCCGUUUUAUCUCGGCGUGCUUCCACGGAACGGGGCGAAGUCCGCCGACAUCAAGUGGUUCACCUACAACAACUCCUUCCCAGGGCACAUUUCCAACGCAUACGAGGAUAAAUACGGAAACAUCGUGGUAGAUCUCGGUCUAAGUAAGCAGAACGUGUUUUUCUGGUGGCCGGAUGCCAACGGUAACGCGCCCGAGCCGAGCUCGAUCCAUUCGCAGUUGACCCGGUUUACACUCGACCCGCAGUCCUCGAACCGGGAGCUGGGCAAUGCCGAAGUCCUCCAGGACAACAACUCGGAAUUUUACCGAAUCGACGACCGCUUUGCCACCCAGGUCUACCGUCACUGCUACUUUGAUUUGAUGGACCCGACCCUUGGGACAGAUUUCCAGGCCAUCGCUCCUCAGCUGGGGGGCGGCUAUCCGCUGUAUAAUUCACUGGCACACUUGGAUGUGGUCACUCGUAAGAUUGAGACAUACUUCCCUGGUCGAACCCAUAUGGUGCAGGAGCCAGUGUUUAUUCCUCGUCGCGGAUCUACUGAGGAAGGGGAUGGCUAUGUUUUGGCACUCGCAAACAACUACGCGUCCAUGUCCAGAGAGGGACCGAGCCAGGCCGGGCCAAUACGAGACUAUGAAGUGCUGAAGUCGCUCUUCGCUUUCUCGACGCAUGCUCCGCCUUCCUUCUAUAUAACGACAGGAGUCACAUACCUACCCAAACCGCCCAUAUCCAAGAAGGACCUGUUCGAUCAAAUGUCUCUUCCAUCACGCUCACCCGCCCCCGACGCUCAGUCGGUGAAAAACUUCCUCGAUCAAGUCGCCGUCCUCCUUGGCGAGGAACAUGUCUCCCGAGACCCCGAGCAUGGAGCCCUCAAAGGCCGCCUGGGCGAGGAUAGCUAUGGCGACGGCUUUUCUGCUAGCGAUAACAACCAACCCAGCGGCGCAGUUCGUCCUCGAUCGGUUGAAGAGGUACAACAUGCUGUCAAGCUUGCCAACAUCCACAAAAUCCCCCUGUGGACCAUUUCCCGAGGGAAAAACUUGGGGUACGGCGGAUCUGGUGCUGCUGUUAAAGGGAGUGUUAUUCUCGACCUUCAUAGGAUGAACAAGAUCAUUGAAGUUAACGGCGAGUACGGGUACGCCAUUGUCGAACCUGGUGUUUCUUUCUUCGAUCUCUACGAGGAGAUUCAACGAAAGGGGUUGGCUCUCUGGCCGUCCGUCCCGGCAAUCGGAUGGGGUUCUGUUUUGGGAAAUACCGUCGACCGUGGGUUUGGAUAUACGCCUAAUGGAGAGCACUCGCAGUCUCAAUGUGGGAUUGUCACGAAGAUUGGCAUUCACAUCACGCCAGCGCCGGAAGCUUACGCCACAGUUGAUGUUAGUGUUCCUCGUGAAGAGGACCUUAUUCCGCUAGUUGGAAUCCUUUCCGACCUUAUGCGCCGCUCAAUUAUUCUAAACUCGCCGUCCAUUGCCAAUAUCUUCCGUAUAGCUUUGACGUCGCCAGUUCCUGAAGUCCAAGCUAAAUUGGCCGAGUAUAUGAAGCCCGGCUCCUACGUGCCUUACGAUGUGCUCGAAGAGAUCCGGCUCCAAUAUGGGUGGGGAUUCUGGAAAGCCUACUUCUCCCUCUACGGUUCCGUGGAAAUGUUACCAGCGUUGAAAAAGACUGUUGAGCGUGCGUUUUCCUCUAUUUCCGGUGUCAAGAUUAAUUGGCGUGAGUUUCCCGGUUCCCCUGAAAAGACCAUCACCGCUGCCGAGAUUGGGGAGGAGGAGAUCCCCCACAGCGGCAUCCCGACGCUGGCGCCGCUCGGCCUUGUGGACACGAGGGGAACCAAGGGUGGUGCCCAUAUUGACUACUCGCCCAUCAUCCCUCCAUCAGGCCGUGAGCUCUACGACUGGUACUUGACCGCGAAGCAGCGAACUAUCGACGCAAGGUUCGACCUCUUUGCAGAUUUCCACGUCUAUCCCCGGUACGUUGUCGGGAUCGAGUUGGUGAUUUACUCGAUCGAGGAGGAGGAAAGGGCCCUGGCUCUUUACAAACAUCUGAUGGAGGACGGUGUAAAGCAGGGGUACAUGGCAUACCGGACGCAUGUGAAGUUCAUGGAUGAUACAGCAGCGAAGCAAGGCUUUAACGACUUUGCAUUUUCACGAUUUACAGGUCUGCUCAAGGAUACUUUGGAUCCAAACGGAGUUUUGUCACCAGGGAAAUCGGGAAUCUGGAAUUCAGCGAAGCAGCCGCUCUCCAAUUGA
Messenger RNA from Scedosporium apiospermum, 3012 nucleotides. Its product is annotated as Lignostilbene alpha-beta-dioxygenase. The transcript is spliced from 9 exons. The coding region runs from base 1 to 3012 and encodes 1003 amino acids. NCBI's taxonomy places the organism in Eukaryota, Fungi, Ascomycota, Sordariomycetes, Microascales, Microascaceae. Gene Ontology annotation, biological process: carotene catabolic process. Gene Ontology annotation, molecular function: carotenoid dioxygenase activity; FAD binding. The record is from RefSeq and is a predicted model, not a curated record.